This is a messenger RNA of Aureobasidium uvarum, 585 nucleotides long. The record is from the annotation of a GenBank genome assembly. Lineage: Eukaryota; Fungi; Ascomycota; Dothideomycetes; Dothideales; Saccotheciaceae.
AUGCCCGCCGCAACACAAUCCCAGAACGCUGCAGGGCAGAGGCAGGUAGACUCGCUCGAGUCUUCUUACAACCAACUGUGUGGAGGAGAAGACGCGCAGGAGUGGGCCGAGUUCGAAGCGUCUUUGUUUCGUACUUAUAGUGGUCAAACGCAAACCCUCGGGCAGGACCUCUUCCAAAGCCAACAUCACGAACAGGGUUCGGCCAUGAUCGCAGGGAGGCAAGCAACAUUAGGAGACAGCCUCCAUGAAGAUGAUACGUUGCAACAUUCUGAGCCGUCAACGAAUGCUUUACUACAGCAGGAACAAGCACUGGCAAACAAAGGUGGAGAACAGUCGAAGAGAGAGGAAUCCAUGGUCGAGUUUCAUUGCCCAUGGAUUGACUGUCAUAGCAUGUGUACCGAAUACAGUCGGAAUACGGAUGACCCAGACUCUCUCCCAUGCGCGCAUACCGGUUGUGAGCUCGAGUUUGCUACUGAAGAAGUGUGGCGCAAGCACGUUUCUAUUGCUCACCACAAUUUGCUUCCUAGACCUCAGCCGAUCGGUGAAUUCGAUAUGGAAGCUGCUUGGGAGAAAAUUCAGGCCUAG